AUGAUGUCCCUCACCAACUUCAUUCUCUUCAUCCUGGCUUUGCUCUCCGUUGUAUCCUCUGAACCCGUCGAGGAGCACGGCUCAGCAGCCAGUCUUGGAAAUGUGGCCAUAGUCAACAACAUGGGCACCACUCUCUAUUUAUGGUCGGUGGAUGCCACACAAGGUCCAAUGCACGCAGUUGUUCCAGGCGCCUCGUACCAAGAGACAUAUCGUCUAAAUCCCAAGGGCGGCGGCAUUUCCAUCAAGGUCAGCACAGACCAAAACGUUGAUGGCGAUAUAAUUCAGUUCGAGUACACGCAAGCUGGUGAAAAGCUCUUCUGGGACGUGUCAUGUGUGAACACCAAGCCUGGCUCGCCGUUCUACGCCAAGGGCCUCAUCCUUAUGCCCUCAAAUAUGAAGGACUGUCCCCACGCUUUUGUCUGUCUUCGGGGCGACUCCAAUUGCCGCUAUGUUUACCACAAGUCAAGUGACGACUCUGCAACCCAUGGCUGUCCUAUUGGCACAUCUUUCAACUUGAAGCUUGGUAUUUAA
Aspergillus pseudonomiae is the source of this 531-nucleotide messenger RNA. RefSeq lists its product as uncharacterized. The coding region runs from base 1 to 531 and encodes 176 amino acids. Lineage: Eukaryota; Fungi; Ascomycota; Eurotiomycetes; Eurotiales; Aspergillaceae. The record is from RefSeq and is a predicted model, not a curated record. The transcript has a single exon.